Molecule: messenger RNA, 4353 nt
Organism: Clarias gariepinus (North African catfish)
Lineage: Eukaryota; Metazoa; Chordata; Actinopteri; Siluriformes; Clariidae
Product: vitamin D3 hydroxylase-associated protein-like
Exons: 15
Coding region: 3-1730 (575 amino acids)
Biological process (GO): fatty acid catabolic process
Molecular function (GO): fatty acid amide hydrolase activity; amidase activity
Source: RefSeq, a predicted model, not a curated record
ACAUGGACGGUGAGUGGAAGUGUGUUGCAGUGGCGCUGCUCUGUACUGUAAGUGUUAGUGUUUUCCUGCUGAAAUGGAGAGAACAAAAGAAGGUUAACAGAAAACUACAGAGAGCCAGAGAUAAGAGAGAAAAGGAGAUCAGACAGGCAGAGAAUGCUAUCAGGAGCUUUAAGGCUCAGAACCCUGCUGCUGAUCUGAGCUCCAUCAUGACUCUCCCGCUGCCUGAGCUGAGGCAGAGGAUCAAAGGAGGAUCUCUACAACCCAAUGCUGUUCUCUAUGCCUACAUGGAGAAGGCUCUGGAGGUGAACAAGAAACUGAACUGUAUAACUGCAGUCCUCACAGAGAGUUUUAAACAUCUGGAUGACAUUGAGUCCCACAAAGACGGCCUUCUUUACGGCAUCCCCAUCAGCAUCAAGGACAAUCUGGAUUAUAAGGGUUAUGACUCCACCUGCGGUUUAUUGACUAAGCUGGAUGAUCCUGCCAGUAAGGACUGUGUAGUGGUCUCAGUACUGAAGAAGCAAGGUGCAAUCCCCUUCGUCAAAACCAACAUUCCACAGAGUCUCAUUAGCUAUGACUGCAGUAACCCAAUAUAUGGAAGAACAUUGAACCCGUGCAACCUCAAGAAGAUACCCGGUGGCUCUUCAGGAGGUGAAGGUGCUCUGAUUGCUUCAGGAGGAUCUAUUCUGGGUCUGGGAACCGAUCUCGGAGGAAGUGUCCGUGUCCCAGCGGCCUUCUGUGGCAUCUGUGGCUUAAAACCCACAAGGAACAGGAUAAGCAUGCUUGGACUGACCUCGAGUACAAAAGGUAUAAAGACAGUCCACUCGACCAUUGGUCCCAUGGCCCGUGAUGUAGAGAGUCUGGCUCUGUGUAUGAGAGCUUUACUCUGCACAGAUAUGUUUACUCUGGAUGCUACAGUUCCUCCAAUACCCUUCAACCAAGAGGUGUACGAGAGCUCGAAGCCCUUGAGGAUCGGAUACUAUGAAAACAAUGGGUACUCUCAGCCAUCUCCAAGUAUGAGCAGAGCUCUACGCGAGACCAAAGAGCUCCUGGAGAAAGCGGGACACACGCUAAUUCCCUUCACCCAUCCUCGAAUAAGCACUGUCUACAAUGAGUUAUGUAUGAAGGGGGUUAACGCGGAUGGCGGCGUCACUGUUUUAAAACACUUUAAGGAAGGCCCGGUCGAUCCAUGUCUACAGAAACAGGUCACACAAUGGAGACGUCCAAAGUUCAUAAAGAAGAUGAUGUCUCUGCUCUGUAGAUUUACUUAUCCACACAUGGCUGCAUCAAUACAAGCCAACUGUGGAGUCAACUCUCCUGCAGAUAUGUGGAAGCAGCAAUCCGAGGCUGAGGAUUAUACCAAGGAGACGAUCGACGAGUGGAGGAAGUUGGAGCUGGAUGUUCUGCUCUGCCCUAUGCUGGGGCCAGCCUACAACUUCAACUGCACUUCAAAUCUCUUAUGUGCUCCAAGUUACAUAAUUCUGUACAAUUUGCUCAACUUCCCUGUUGGAGUCGUUCCUGUCACUAAGGUUACAGCUGUGGAUGAAGAUUUGCUGAAAGAUCAUAAAGAAUCAUCUGGAGACAUCUGGCCAGAGACAAUUCAAGGAGGCGUGGGUCUUCCAGUAGCAGUGCAGUGUGUGGCUCUGCCCUGGCAGGAAGAGAUGUGUUUACGCUUUAUGCGAGAAGUGGAAGAGCUCUGGGCCAAGCACAAACGUUCCAACACACAUCACUAAACACACAAACACAUCAGCACACAAUCUACAGUACAUACAGAGUACAUUUUGAAAUUUUUAACAUUUUAGGGUGGAUUUUGUUAUAUUGAUUUGGACAAUAUGAAAGUACCAAUCAGAAUCAAAACAGAUUUAUGAAUUCAAUCGAGGUGUGGUGUAAUAAUGCAUGUCCAAACACUCUUUUAAUGAGCCUACUUUAAGCAAUUCAGAUAUAGAAACCUUUGAAUAGGAUCUUGAAUAGGACUUGAAGGAUCAAGUGUAAUAAUGUAGCUGAAGAUAUACUUUUGAUUCAACAAUUUAACAAAGUACUAGUUUAUUGUUCUAUACUGUUUAACUUGAUGGAGAUGAUUAGUAAAGACAAAUGAUAAUUCAUAAAUAUUCAUAAAUAGUAAUUAUCUAUUUUGUUAUCAUAUCAUAUUUUAUCUUUUAAUCACAAAGUUUACCCUGUUAUACCUUUGAUGAUAAUGUAAGGAGGCUUUACCACAUUCCCAAACCUUUUACUUGAGCUUCCUGAAUCCUGAAUGGAAACCCUUGAUGGGUCUUGGUCACUGUAAUCUCUAAAGUCACAUGCUUUAAAUCACAUAAGGAGUGGCUACGAAAUGUUAAGAUGUACAGUAUUAGUCAAAGGUUUGGUUACACCUUAUUAUACCAUGUUUUUUGUUUAGUGAUUUUUUAUUUUUUAUUCUAGAGCAAAACUGGGGCAGCACGGUGGCGUAGUGGUUAGCACUGUCGCCUUACAUCAUAAGGUUCUGGGUUCAAUUCCCAGCAUGUGUCUAUGUGCAUGGAGUUUGCAUGUUCUCCCCAUGCUUGGUGGGUUUCCUCUGGGUGCUCUGGUUUGCUACCACAGUCCAAAGAUUAGGUUAAUUGUUGUUCCCAAAGUGUAUGAUAGUCUAUGGCUAGUAUGCCAGUAAAAAACAAGGAAUAUUUUGAACUCUACAAUUCAUUAUGGGGACGCAAACAUUUUAUUUGAGACACUAAAAGCCACCUCAGAAUAACUUUUUUUUUUUUUGGUCAGCUUUGGGGAAGUAAAACAUAGUUUUACUUCCCCAAAGCUUUUGAUUUAUCCCACACUGUGACGUGAUUUAUUUAUAUAGCGCUUUUAACAAUGGUCAUUGUCUCAAAGCAGCACGAUAUGAUGUAUUGAUAUAUAUAUUUUUAAAGAAAGUUCAUACUGGUUUGGGAUCAAGUUUGGGAGUGUGGGAAAGGUGGUUUUGAGCACUUAAACUGGUAGCAGGGGAGGCCUGUCACUGCAGUGUGGAGCGAGCCAUGAGUGUGCAAGUGCUCGUGAGGAUUACAGCUGCAUGGUAGAAAUAGAAACUAGUUCGGGUUUCUAUGAAUGAACAUCAAACUUACAGAUCUUCAUUUUCACCAGGUCCUUUUAAAACUGAUUUUAACAAGCAGUCCAAUUAAUGUACUGUAGAUGUCUGGCAUUAAUUGAUGAUGAAAACCAUGAAAGUGGCCAGAGCUAAUGCUGACAAUAAUAUGUAAGCUACUUGACUUUACUAUUAGGUAUAACAAAUUACAUUUAUUGAUAUCUUUAUAAAGCAGAAAACAUGCAUUAACCUACAUCAAAAAUCUUGAAGCUUGCUUGAAGGUUUUUUUUUUCUUUUUUUUCUGUUAGUCCUCAAUCAUGACACACACUGAUCAACCCUCACCUGACAACAUGCGACAUAAUAAAGAGACCUGUGGUUAUAAAAGGAUGCUUCUGUCAAAUAUAUUUUUAAUCUUCAAUUAAGGAAUAUAACCUGGUUGUGUAUAAUGAAAUGUAUACACAUGCAUUCUAAACUGAAGCGCAAUAAUAAAGCUUUUAAAAUCUAAAAAUAUUUAUGACCUUUUCUCCUUAGUGAAGUUGGGAAAAUUGGAAUGUAACAUGAUACAAGCCCAUCAGAUUGAAUUUCCCAUGAACAAUUUUAUUUAACUGGCCAGAAGAACUCUCUCAUGGAAAAAUUACACCAUUGUUGGAAAAAAAAACUUUUUUGUACAUAGUUUUAUGUACCUUUUGGUAAUAAUCAAAUCUGUAGAUUAUGAAUUAUAUUCAACAAACCAGGGGUGCGUUUCCUAAAAGCAUCGUUAGCCAACUAUCGUAGCAAGUUCCGUCGUUACCAACAUAGUUCAACAAUUCGGUGUUUCUCGAAACCAUAAUUCAAACGAACAUUCGCAAACAGCGCAACAGCACAAACGUACGUGGUUGGAACUACAACCUUCGACCAUUGGUUAGAAGCCUAGUUCUACUUUGAGCGAUUUGGAAAACUUAAUGUUUUGGUGCUUAGAUAUUAGGUUAUUCAUUUUUCGGUUAUUUUGAUUACAAAUUCACUUUGAAACGAUAGAACAGCAGUACCAUCACAAUUAUUCUCCCUUCGAAGUGCCCUACGAAAGCAUUAUUUAUGCCGGUUGGAACACAGCAUUGGUUUUGUUUGUGCGAAGAAAAGAUGAGUUUUCAAUUGAGUAUCUUUGGUAAAACAUACCCAAAGAGAAAUUUCUCAUAAUAUUAGUAGUAGUAUGUUAGAGGUUUUCACUUAUAAUGAAUGUUAUCCGUACUGUUCACGUAUUCAACAUAUACAGUGCACAAAGUGUUAAGCACCAGGAAAAUGUAAAAUUUAUACACUACCAUAGUGUAAGCCAAUAU